This is a messenger RNA of Cotesia glomerata, 2156 nucleotides long. RefSeq names its product odorant receptor 7a-like. The transcript has 8 exons. Gene Ontology annotation, molecular function: olfactory receptor activity; odorant binding. The record is from RefSeq and is a predicted model, not a curated record. NCBI's taxonomy places the organism in Eukaryota, Metazoa, Arthropoda, Insecta, Hymenoptera, Braconidae. Gene Ontology annotation, biological process: sensory perception of smell; detection of chemical stimulus involved in sensory perception of smell. The coding region runs from base 751 to 2094 and encodes 447 amino acids. Gene Ontology annotation, cellular component: plasma membrane.
CAAAGAACGUCUUGCUACUUGAGUACUAACGAAGGAACUAAGCGACCCUCUACACUGAAAAUGUCUCAAUAACAGUCUAUAAUUUUGUAAUUUAGACUAAUAUCGGCAGUUCGUGACAUCGCAAUAUUACCUUAUCAAAUAUUCUGUUUGUAAAUUAAUAUUUGUCCCUCUAUAUCACACGCAGCUCAAUUCUUAGAACAGAAUUUCCUCGACAAAGUCCCGUAUUAUUAUAUCAUUAUAUUAAAUCGUACUGUACAAAUUUUGAAUCAUAUUAUUAUUAUAUAGUUCGUAAAGUCUUUGAAAGUUUUGUAAAAAAGUAUAGUCAAAAAUCAUUAGAACAAGCUAGAGGUCUUUGACUUUUCAAAGUUGCACACUUUGUCAGUCUUGAUCCAAAAGCCGAAAUGGAAUAAUCUAAAAAUGUCUUUUAUAAAUGGAGGAUCUGCAAUUGUAAGUUUGUAAUUAAUUAAUUGAUAACAAUAAUUAUUAUCAGCUAUUUUGCAGCGUGUAAGUAUCGCAUUCUAAUGAGCUGUAUGUGGAAAUAAAUGACGUAAUUUAAAAGAAAAUGAAUUGUAUUUGUACAUUGACACGUAAGUAUAAAGUACACGGAAUUUGUUGUGUACAUUGAAAUUGUGUAUGACGUAACGUACGUAAUUGUCGAGUGUACAUCUAUCAGGAGUAUAUGUGGUUACGAGAGAAGGUACUCUGGGCGCUGAACAAGAAAAUUCAAAAUUAAGUUGGACAAAUAACCGAAUGGACUUUGAAGACUUUAUUGACAGUAUUUUCAAUGCGAUUAGUUAUUCAAAAUUUUGGAAAAAAAAUUCCUUAUCUCUUAAUAAAGCUAUAGUAAACACUGCUCUAAACAUAAUAUUGUUAACUUUAAUCGUGCUGCUCUGUGCUUCGGAAGUAAUUGGAACCACAGGCACUGACAACCUUACAAGUUUUGGAGUUUGUGUGUGCCAAUUUUUGUUCCACUUUGCUGGAUUGUGCAAGUGGGUAAUUAUAAUUCUAAAAUCGGACGAUGUCAAAGAUAUUCUCAUAAGAAUCAAACGCUGUCAUGAAAUUUGCCGAAGUUACAACAAAACUCAAAAAGAAUUUUUCGAGUACAGCCAGAAAAUUGACAAGUUUAAGAGCGACAUGAUAACGUUUGCCAAACUUUGGUCUCUUCUUUGUAUCUGUGGAGCAAUUGAGUGGUGUUUGAACCCUCUUAUUUAUGAUUGUUACAAUAUUUACAUUUUAAAAAUUCCAACUACUAAUUACACACGGAGCUUGCCUUUUGAAGCAUAUAUCCCGUGGACAAUUGACAGCAAUAAAAAAUAUAUUAUGACAUUUGCUUUUCAGUUUAUUAGCGGAAUUGCCGCGUCUAUUGGAAUGGUUAUUAGCGAUGUCUUGAAUGUUAUUUUUUUAGCUAACAUAUCUUUUAAUCUUGAAUUUUUGAACAUUACUUUGGUAAAAGAAAAUAAAAACUUUGCUAUUUUGAGAUUUUCCGACAGUGAUAUGGCAAUAAAAAAAUUUAAAAGUAAAUUACGAACUUGUUUAAUUCACCACCGAGAAAUUUUAAAGUUCGUCGAUCAAUUAAAUAACUUAUCUAGCCAAUCAGUGUUUAUCUUAUGCUUCACCACUACUGCAGCAUUGUGUUUACUUUCAUUUGUAGUAGCGAUGUUUAAAAUUGAACCAACUAUAGAAUGUAUCGUGCGAUUAACAAGUAUAAUAGAAUUUUGGUUCGGAGUCACCGUGGACUUAUUUUUAUUUUCAUUCCUCGCAACAAGAAUCGAAGAACGGGGACUGACAACUGCAGAUGCGAUUUAUGCGUGCAAUUGGGAGCAAUCAAUGGCCAACUACGAUGGCGAAUUCACUGGCGAUCAUCGCCAAACGAUCCUCGAUAUUAAUCAAAUGAUCAGCUUCAGCUUGAUGCGAGCUCAAAAGCCAAUUACUUUCCAGGGAGGACUUUUUUAUGUUCUUUCUCUAGAAACAUUCAAAGCUGUAAGUCUUGUAUCAAUUAAUAUUGAUCAUUUUAAUUCAAAAAAUUUUGGAUUUUUUUUUUCAGCUCUCGGGAUUUUCGUUGUCAAACGCUGUAGUGCUGCGACAACUAUCUGAAGAAACAUAGAAUUUAUUUAUCAACACAUAUGUAUUAAAUAAAAAUUAUUUAUCAAGCUGUA